CAAAAUUGCAUUGAGAUCAGCUAUGGGUUCUACUAAUUUAAAUAUGAGAAAAAUGGGUAAUGCAAUGAUGGAGAAAUUCAAUAAGUAUUGGGAAGAAAAGAACAAUGUUAUGGUCAUUGCUACUAUCCUAGAUCCAAGGUAUAAGAUGAGAUAUAUUGAGUGGUGCUUUGGUAAGAUUUUUGAUACAUACCAAGUUGGUAUUGAGAUAGAAGAAGUUAGAGGUGAAUUAGAAAAGUUGUUUGAAGACUAUGAGAUGCAACAUAGAGAGAGAAAAGCUGCUCAAAGCAAGCCUAGUGCAUCUUCAUCCUUGACCACAGAUAGAUCAUGCAGUUUGCCUUCUGCUUCAUGUGAGUUUCAGUCAUACUUAUCAUCUACUGAAGCGAACCCAUCAAAGAGUGAGUUGCUCAUCUAUUUGGAUGAAACAAAUGUGAGUUUAGCUGACAAGGAGUUUGAUUUGCUUAACUGGUGGAAGGUUAACUCACAUAGAUUUCCAGUGGUGUCGAGGAUGGCAAAGAAGUUCUUAACUGUUCCAGCUACAUCUGUUUCUUCUGAGUCUACUUUUAGCGCUAGUGGUCGAACUCUAGAUGACUAUCGUAGCUCUCUAAGCCCUUCUACGGUGGAGGCAUUGAUAUGCUCCUCUAGUUGGAUUCGAGGUGCACAUGAUGGGAGUUUUACAUAUGUGGAGCAAGAGGACGAUGUUGAAAACAUUUCAUUUCCAAAAAGUUUGGUGGAGAGCAACUAGAUUAUCCUUUUGUAAGUUUGUAUUAUGCUUAGCUAGUUGAGUGGUUUUUUCUUUAAAAGUGUCCAUUCAAUACUUAUUUUAAGUUUACUUUGCAUUUGGAUCUAA
Molecule: messenger RNA, 847 nt
Organism: Zea mays
Lineage: Eukaryota; Viridiplantae; Streptophyta; Magnoliopsida; Poales; Poaceae
Product: zinc finger BED domain-containing protein RICESLEEPER 2-like
Exons: 2
Coding region: 23-742 (239 amino acids)
Molecular function (GO): DNA binding; protein dimerization activity
Source: RefSeq, a predicted model, not a curated record